GGCAAGCCUCUCCUCCUACAAAUGUUUCAGGAUGUCAAGUUGGUAAGUCUGUUAAGGACCGAUGUGAUCAGUUAUGUAUCUGUUCCUCAUCGCGUACCUUGGUCAACUGUACCCGAAUACGUAAGGAGUUCACCUCAAUGACGGCAGCUGAGCGCAUACGAUAUGUGCGUACUGUUAAAAUUGUGUCAACAGAUCCAAGUUUUCAAAGUCGAUACAAUAACCUGAUCACUCUUCAUAGAGAAAUAUUCAUUGGUUUCCGCAUUCACCGAGAAGAACAUUUUCUUACUUGGCAUCGUUGGUAUAUUCUGCAGUAUGAAAACCUCCUUAGACAAGUUGAUUGUAAUGUUACAGUUCCGUACUGGGAUUGGACAGUCGUCUCAGGAUCACCUUGGGGAACUACUGAGAGGGAUGUUUGGUAUUCAGGAAAUAGUGGCCUAGGAGGAAAUGGCGUAAAUCCUACGUACUGUGUCAAAGAUGGGCCAUUCAGAGAUGGAAUUUGGAGGCUUCCACCAUCUAAUUUUUUGGAUUCUCGAUGUUUAAAACGAAAUUUUACUGGCAACCCACCUGAUGUCGUUGCUUUGUCCAUUUUGCUAAACACGCCUGCGUCACUGUUUCAAGAGUUUGAACUUUCGCUACGCUCAACGUUCCACGACACAGUUCAUUGCUUGAUCAAUGGAACCAUGUGUAGCUUUGAUUCAUCUGGCGCACCAGAGUUCUUCUUCCAUCAUGCAAUGGUUGAUAAGAUCUGGACCGACUGGCAAAAGAAAAGCAACGCCCACAAAGAAGCUUAUUUCAAACAAUUAAAUCUGAGAUUGCCUUCCGCCAAUGGGCUACGCUCAGUCCAUUUGAUUGACAACCAAGCAUUACCAGGUGGUGUUCGGGUCUUGUAUGCUGAAAUAAACAAUCCUCUGAUGGAAAGGACAAUCAAAGGAUUAAGAAGUGCAAGUCCAGAAAUUUUGGGCAAAAUCCCUCGUCGGCGUUUCAGUGGAAUUAGUGAUCGGGCUAUUAAACUAUUCCGUUUGAGCAAAAAAGAAGCUGCAGAAGCGAAAAGGCUUGAGGAGAAAUAUCAAGUGGAUAACGAACACCUCAAACCCAUCGGGAGAGAAGAACCAGUUAUAGAAGAGAAGCUUGGAUUUGAUUAUCACAUCGUGUGUAAUAAAGAUAACUAUUGCAAUGGAAAGCCAAAUGGCAACUAUCCAAGCCCCAAAACCUGCCAAGGCUACAUCGCCUGCUCUAAUUUCUUUACCUACCAUAUGCCGUGCCCCGCCGAUCUGUAUUGGAAUGAUGAAGAGAAGAGAUGUGAUUGGUCUCAACAUGCGAAUCCCGGCUGUCAUGGGAUGACAAAAAGUGUAGCAUUCACACCACCAAGAAAUUUCUGUACAGGGAAAGUGGACGGUGACUAUCCGAAUCCUAACGACUGCUAUGGGUUUAUAACUUGUUCAAAUGGUUCGAAGUAUGAAAAGUACUGUCCUGCCCUACUGAUGUGGAACGACGUUAAAAAACAGUGUGAUUGGCCAAGUAAGGCGUCUCCUCCUUGUCAAGUCUAGGAAGCUUCUGGGGAUGUUGGACUUUAUCCAAGGCGGUUAUCUCUUAUACUCUGUUUGUGCACGAGAUAAUAUGUUUCAUGUAAAGAACUUUAAGAUUAUGAUAAUAAUGAAAAAUGAUAAGAAAUAUAAAACAGUUUUCCUGUUUUAUGCUUGGGUCAAAACAAUCGUAUUGCUGACAGAACACGGGAGAAAAGCAUCCACGACGCGAAGCGGACUGGAUUCCCAUUUCUCAAGUGCUCUCUCAGCAUUUCAAGUGUUUUGAUCCAAGUAUUAAACACGAAAAAAUUCUCUUUGAAAUUUCUUUUAUAAAAUAACAAGCGGAAAAAUUAAGGAAAUGAAAGUUUAGUUUCAAAUCUGGAUCGGCGCAAGGUAAAGAAUUACGUGAGCAUAUUUUGAUAAUCUCACCAUACAAUUUUUUUUGAUAGAGAGCGUUUUAUACCUAAAGCAUCUUUGAAAUAAGUAAAUAAAAUAAGAAUAAAUGCAAUUAUAAAAACUA
Actinia tenebrosa (Australian red waratah sea anemone) is the source of this 2043-nucleotide messenger RNA. RefSeq lists its product as uncharacterized. The record is from RefSeq and is a predicted model, not a curated record. Gene Ontology annotation, cellular component: extracellular region. Gene Ontology annotation, molecular function: oxidoreductase activity; chitin binding. NCBI's taxonomy places the organism in Eukaryota, Metazoa, Cnidaria, Anthozoa, Actiniaria, Actiniidae.